Messenger RNA from Dentiscutata erythropus, 339 nucleotides. Lineage: Eukaryota; Fungi; Glomeromycota; Glomeromycetes; Diversisporales; Gigasporaceae. The record is from the annotation of a GenBank genome assembly.
AUGGCAAGCCAAUGUCAACAUUCUGAUCUUCAACAAAAAGUCAAUACAUUUAUUGCCAACCAUCGACCACAAAAUAUUCACCCACCACCACAGCUCGAUGAAAAUAUCACUUCAGAGUUACUAUGUCGCCAUAAAGGACUUUUUUAUUAUUAUAAAGGACGACGACCUUUAAGUGCAUUCAACGUAUUUAAAUUGAUUGUUAGGCAAGAAGCGAACAGGAUGUCUGAAAAUGAUUUGCUUGUGAUUAAUAAUGUGACUGAACAAUUAUGGAAACGGAGUAGUCCUCAGGAAAAAAUGGCUAUUCCGGCUAGAUUGAAUGAAAGUCCUAAAUAUGACUAA